Molecule: messenger RNA, 1716 nt
Organism: Ixodes scapularis (black-legged tick)
Lineage: Eukaryota; Metazoa; Arthropoda; Arachnida; Ixodida; Ixodidae
Product: prolyl 4-hydroxylase subunit alpha-2
Exons: 14
Coding region: 77-1585 (502 amino acids)
Biological process (GO): peptidyl-proline hydroxylation to 4-hydroxy-L-proline
Cellular component (GO): endoplasmic reticulum
Molecular function (GO): protein binding; procollagen-proline 4-dioxygenase activity; iron ion binding
Source: RefSeq, a predicted model, not a curated record
CGCAAGCGUGGUCGUGCUGCUGUGCUGCCUGGCGACACAAUCGAGCGGCAUUAUCGAGACAAACUACCACUCGACAAUGUCCACGCUCUCCGAUCUCAUCAGCAUGGAAAAACUAGUGAAAACCGACCUCCUCCGCUACGUGGAACGCCUGAAAGUUGUUCAAGACAGCAUACUCAAUUUCGUUCAUGAUAAGCAGCCCUACGACGACUUCACGUCCCCUUCCGCUGUCUUUGAAUACCUCAAGCAUCCGGUGCACGCCUUCCACUUGAUCAAGAGGAUGACCUCUGGCCUUGGAGUCAUAGAAGCACUGAUAAACAAAACGCGAAAGUUCGAUCCCCUCGUGAACGUCAUGGAAAUGCGCAAGCAACGACUGCUUCCAUGGGACGAGGACUUCACAGGGCUUGCGGGUUCACUUGUGAGACUCCAAGACAUGUACGCUCUGGACUUACAUGAACUGACGAAGGGACACAUACGCACUGAGAUUCCACGGAACCGAAGUGUUCCUGGGCGUCUUCCACUGAAUGCUCGGGAUUGCUUCAACAUCAGCCAGGUGGCUCUUCACCACGGUUUCUACGACCGCGCUGUGGAAUGGGCUGAACAAGCAAUAGCCAAGGCCGCGGAAGAAGAACCACCCACAAUCCCCAAGCAAGAACUGGACACUUUUUACAAGGACGCCAUCAAAGAGCACGAUGAAGUGUUGAGGACCGCUGGAGAAGUAGGGGACGACUGGCAGACAUACGGAGUACCCGUACGGGAACGUGCGAAUCGGACCACGCAGUUUAAAGCUCAACUCUUCGACGAGGAGAUUGAGGAUGACCAGGUGACCGAAAACUACAAGAGGCUUUGCCGCGGAGAACAGCUCAGGACGCCAAAGAUGGACAGCCAGCUGAAGUGUCGCUACUACUCGGGAGAAAACGGCUUCUUCAAGCUGCAGCCAAUAAAACUCGAAGAAUACAACCUUAAGCCUUACGUCGUCGUGCUGCGCGACCUCCUGCAAGAUAGAGACCUCGCCGAUAUGAUAGCCUUCGCUAAGCCACGGCUGGAACAAUCAAAAACACUCUGCGUGGCUAGUAAAGAUGGACCACCACGUCGUACUAGCUCCAAUACCUGGCUGAACGACGAUGAUGCUCCGGUUGCUGCAAGAGUGAAUCAGUACCUGCAAUCUCUCUUGGGUCUGGGAACCUUGUACAGCAAGGACGAGGCAGAAAAAUACCAGCUGGCCAACUACGGCAUUGGAGGGCACUACGUGCCGCACCACGACUAUCUUGAAGAAACUCUCACCUCCAGGCACAGACUUUUCGGGGACCGAGUGGCGACGCUUAUGAUUUACAUGAGUGACGUCGAAGAGGGUGGAGCCACUGUAUUUCCAAGCCUCGGAGUAAGGGUGAGCCCCAAAAAGGGAGACGCCGUGUUCUGGUGGAAUAUCAAGUCCAACUGGGAAGGAGAUCUGCUCACUUGGCAUGCCGGCUGUCCCGUGCUCUACGGAUCCAAGUGGAUCGCCAACAAGUGGUUCGGGAGCUACAGUAACGUGUUCCGGAUGCCCUGCUCCACCAACCAGAAUGCCUCUCUGGGACCUCUCGUCUGACGUUUCUUCGAAGACGUCGUCACUUUCUCUUCGAAGACCCUGUACGUCGGCUGUCGGCGUCCUUUCCGUCUUCGUGAGCCACAUGGGGACCGCGAAAUUUGCUGCUUGCAAUAAAAUAUGUACACUCGCGA